Molecule: messenger RNA, 11039 nt
Organism: Nylanderia fulva
Lineage: Eukaryota; Metazoa; Arthropoda; Insecta; Hymenoptera; Formicidae
Source: RefSeq, a predicted model, not a curated record
UGAAGAGUGAAGUUCGCGCGCUUGAGUUACCGAGGACGGAUCGCGAGAGAUCACCGUGCGCCUUCGACGCGAAAAUUGUCCCAGUUUUUCGGCGUUGUCGAUGGUAUUCUCGACCGGCGAUCGCGCGUUUCCGGUCGUACUCUCGAAACAUCGUGUCGGAGCAUCGCCGCGCGACAAAUUAGGCUCGUAAUUCUCGUCAAAAUUGUAGCUCGCGAACGACAAUGGUCGCGUCGCCAUCUUGCCAUUGUUAUAUCUCUUCGUGUCGUACUUUGCUCUCCGAAAGUUUGGUGAGUUGUCGAGUUGGAAAUAUUCAGCAACGAGCGAGAAGUGCGCGUGUUAAUCGUAUAUCGGCGAAAUACGCGACGAUCGUGAGUGUUAUAUGUGGUGUUUCGGAAAAUGCUUCUUAUUUCGUCUAGUCAUAGGGUUCUCGGAUUCUUGAGGCCUGAUUCUCGGAUUCUCGAGGCCUGAUUCUCGUAAUCGCGUCUAGAUGGCGCGACGUGACAGUAUUUUUUCCGAACAGUGACUUCGCGAAUUUUCCGAAAUACGCGUGAAAUACUCGACGAGAAAUAAUCGGCGAAGAUCCUCCUGCAGUGACUUUUUUUUCGUCGUCGAAUAUUCAGUGAAAUAUAAAAUAGUGAAGUGUGUAGUGAAAUAUCGGCGACUUCUGAGUGCGAUAAGGCCCUUCGAUAAGGCCUUGGAAAAGGCGGCGACGUGAAAAAAGAGCACCGGUUUUGUUCGCGCGCGAAUAAGCUCUCGCGAUUCUCGCGUUUUACCGAAACGCGUCGAAGAUGUUAUACUUAAAAUCCCGGCGUCGCCGCUCGUCGCCAACGAAAAAAGAGUAACGGGAGUGCAAGUGUGAAGUGUUUCGAAGCUCUUCUACGAGGAAGAGACCCAGGGUCCAGGGCUACAUCGGACAACGGCGGAGCAACUAUAUGAUUUUACAACUCCGCUGUUUUGCAUCGUACGGAGGAGGGAUUAACUGCUGGUGUCGGGGAAUAAGAGUGAAAAUUCCCGGCUACUGAAGUCGGAAAACUCGGAUGGAAACGACGACGAGAGGAAGAAGAAAACGUGGAGGCGGCGACACGCAGAGGGUAUCGAAAGAGAUGCGUCGUCCUGUCGCGUAAAAAAAAAAAAGAAAAAAACGGACGAAGAGGAGAGAUGGACCAUUCGUUGUGAUCUUGUCGGAAGAACGCGAUCAUGGGACCGGAGAGUGUGUUCCUUUCGACGAUUUCACGAAUCUUCUCCUACGUGCGUCGCGAAUAGUUUUCGGGGUUUUCCCGACUCUGUCUCUUUCUUCUUCUCCUCCCUCUGCGUACAAAGCAUAAAAUGACGCAAAAUCUCCACCGAGUGACGCAGGAUUGUGUAAAUUUCAGUAAUCGUACAAGGCAUCUCAUUUAUAUUGAUUAAAUGCAAGAUUUUAUUAAAAAAAAAUUUCAAUAUAUAUUUUUUUAAUAUAGCGGUUCAAUAUUAUCUCGAUUCUGGUUACUCCUUUUUUAUUAAGGAGAAUCCUAAAUGCAAAAUUUUUAAUAAAAAGAAAUUUCAAUAUUUUUUUUUUUAAUAUAGCUGUUCAAUAUUAUCUCGAUUCUGGUCACUCUUUUUAUUAAUAAUAAUCCUAAAUUCUCUAAUUAUCGAUCGCGAUUAUUCGGCAUCGAUUGUAGUAGGCUCAUUAAUUUUGGCAAAGUGUACAAAUUUGUACAAAUUUGGCUCGUUGCCGAAAAUUUAUCGGGCGAACCGAUGGGGUUCCGACCGCCAACGACGGCGAUGAAAACGGAGAGGCGACUUUGGUAGCGCGGUUCCGUCGUGGGAACGAUAACGAGCUCUCUCCGCCGUGCGGCGGCAACGGGGACGAUAUUAAUAACGGCGAUGACGAGUCGCAGGUGGAAUACAGAGCGCAGGAGGUGCGCGGUUCAAUGAGGAAAUUCUCGGGCGCGCGAGGUGCGCCUACCUUGAAUGCUACUAGCAGAGAGAAACAGAGGGGACCGCGUAUUAUGUGUAUGUGUGUGUAUAUACAUAUAUAUGUGUGAGAAAGAGACAGAGGGGACGUUGAGAUGAUGGUAGGGAUAACCGAGAGCGGAACGAAAUAUACCGAGCGAAAACGAACGACGGGCGCAACAACAAAACCGCCGCCGAGGCACGCGGAUCGGAGAAAUAUGCGGACCUUUGUGCGAACAGCUGAACCGGAAGUCGAGCGGACAGCGCGCCUCGUUUAAUCGUCCGCCACCGCCGAUAGGCUCGGUCGGCUCUCAAACGGCCGACUUCGAAGGCGACGGCGUGUCUCGCGCAAUUACAUCCAGAGAUCACAGCGGAAGCGGCGACACGAAGAACAGGCGGAGGAGGAAGAGAAAGAAGAGAGACGUGAGUUUCAGCGAUUCUUCCGGGCGGUGUCGUGCACGCGCGUGUGUGGUGCACGUGCACGCGUGUGACAGUGCGCGGGUGCAAAGGGGGGAGAAAAAAAAGAGAAGAGGAAGAAGAAGCGACGAAGGGUGAAGUAAAUACACGCAAGUGCGAGACGGAGACGCGCAGGAGGAAGAGAAAGAAAGCGGGCCAAGGGGACGACGAGUGUCCUCCGCGCGCGCGCGCGCGCACGAGACGCGAAUUAUGCUGCGGAGUGACGUCACGGUGCGAGUCGUCGUCGUCGUCUCAGGGAUCAACCGGUCGAUCGAAUUCUCCAAAUAGGAUACGCGCCACCGCCGGUGGCCGCGUGGUUCCCGCGGGUGCGUACAUAUGUGUCAGGGCGCGCGCGUGUGCGUCGUGACUGCCGCACGGAAUCAUCGUCAUCGUCAUCGUCGACGUCGUUUGCGCCCGGCCAGGCCGGGCCGGUGAAUCCCCGGCCCCUUCUCCGGAAUCUUCGACCUGCCGCGGGAAACUUUGGAUCCGCUUCGCUUUCCACGGCUGACGUCAUUACCGUUCACAAUGCGCUAGGGGUGAUGGAGACAGUGGGCAAGCAAGUUGUAGGCGGACUGGGGGGUCCGGUGGGUCCGGUGGGCCCAGUUGGGGGAGAUUUGCAUCAUCAUCAUCACCCUCACCCGCACGCCCAUCCUCCGCAUCCGCAUCCCCACCCCCACGGUCAUCCCCAUGGGUCCCACGGUCAUUCGCUCGUCGGCGCGACGUCGAACCCCGGUAGAGGUCAAGCCCAACCACCCGUCUCGCAUAAUCAGCACGUACCUGCGAGAUCCACUCCCGUGCAGCUGCACAGACCAACGCAGAGCUAUGUCAACAUCAAGAGCAGCAGCCCGGUGUCUCCGAGGACGGUAGGAACGGGAGCGACGUACGUGCAGGGUGGCGCGGCCGCGUCCUCCGCGGCGGCUGCGGCGGCGACUGCCGCCGCGACCGCGGGCGGCCCUGCCGUCGUCGCUGGAGUUAGCACCGCGACGAGCAGCGGUAGCAACGGCGGCGUGGUCGGCGUCUCGAACGUCUUAUCUGCAGCGGCGGGUGGCAACAGCAACGUGAACAACGGCAACGCGAACAACGGGGGUGCGAGCAACGGCGGCGGUGGCGGCGGCAGCGGUCCUGGUGGCGGUGGAAACGGCAGUGGCGGCGGUCCUGGUGGCGGAAGCGGCGGUCCUGGAAGCGGCAACAGCAACAACAGCGGCAACGGCGGUGCUGGAGGCGGCAGCGGUGCCACGAGUGGCACCCCUUACGUCACCGUACCAUCGAUGCUCCGUUACAUUCAUUCCUAUCCGCCGACCUCGGUGUCGGCGUCGGCGGUAGCGGCGGUCGUCACCACCGCACCGUCGCCGGCGGCACCCGUAUCCGCACCCGCACCCGUACCCCCUCCGACUCAGCCGACCGUCAUCGCCAGCCAAACACCGCCACCGCCGCUCACCGGGACUGCCUAUGCCGCGAGAGACGCGUAUCGCACCGGUACCACGAACGUGAACGAGAGGAUCGCUAUCAGCGUGAGCAACAGUCCUCUGUCGCAAGUCGGCGUCGGGGUAGUGGCCGAGUACAGCGGCAUGGGAGCCGGCGGCAGAGGCGAUCGGCCGAGGAUAUCCCUCUUGCCGCCUACUGGCUCCUCGGUGACGCCAAUAUCGUCGCCGACCGCGGCUGCCGCGUCCGAGUAUCACACGGCGGCGGCGAGAAACCCGUCGCGGGUUUCAGGCCUCAUGCCCGUCCAACCGGAUCAGUAUUGUACUCGCACCGCCGUCGAUAUGGCCAGUCUGCAGCAAGACACGCCGCCCUUCAAAAAGAUCCGUCUGGGUCAGCCGCAUCAGCAGGUCCAGCAGUUGCAAUCACAGCCGCAGUCGCGCUGUCAGAGCCUGUCGCCCGCGGACCCGUGCGGCGGCAAGCAGGAGCAGCAACAGCAUGUGCAAUUGCAGCAGCCGCUUAGGAUAGACAUCAGGGAGCAGCCUGCCGUGGGUGCAUAUACGCCACAAACGGAAGCCAUUUCGCCUACUCUUCCAGAGCCGAAUACGCAAGAGGAAGCUCUUAGAAGUACCAAGGACGAGCUCUUGCAGCAAAUCGGCAAGGUCGAUAGAGAAAUUGCCAAGAGAGAGAACCAGUUGAAUAUGUUGCGGAAGAGGAUAAAAGAAUUGGAAGAAGCAGCGAAUAAGCCUCUGGAAGCGAGUGGUCUCAAACGUAAUAUUGAGGAACAAUCGCAGCAACCAAAGCAUCAAUCGUUGGCGCAAAAGAUCUAUGCUGAAAAUAGGCGAAAGGCAGAAGAAGCGCAUAGACUCAUGGAAAAACUAGGCCCCAAGAUAGAGCUACCUUUAUAUAAUCAACCGUCGGAUACGAAUGUGUAUCAGGAGAAUCGCACACGCCAUCAAACGUGUAUGCGAAACAGGCUCAUAGCAACGUUGCGGAAAGAUCACACUGAACGUGCAUCUCUUCAUCGGCAACAAACGCAAACGUACACAAUCUUGGUUCAAGAGUGGCAUCGGAAGGUAGAACGGCUGGAGGCGACGCAGAAGAGAAAAUCGAAGGAGACAAAGAAUCGCGAGUUCUUCGAAAAAGUGUUCCCCGAAUUGCGAAAACAGAGGGAAGACAAAGAGCGUUUCAACAGAGUUGGUGCUCGCAUCAAGAGUGAAGCCGAUCUUGAAGAGAUAAUGGAUGGUCUACAGGAGCAAGAGCUCGAGGAUAAGAAGAUGCGCUCGUAUGCAGUUAUACCGCCUCUUCUGUUGGAUGCGAAGCAACGAAGAAUUGCCUUCCAAAAUCGGAAUGGACUGCUCCAACCAGAGGAGUUGGAAGCUCUGCACAGUGAACGUAAAUUGAUCAAUGUAUGGAGUUCCGUGGAGCACGAGUCAUUCAAGGAGAAAUACCUUCAGCAUCCCAAAAAUUAUGGAGUGAUAGCUCAAUCGUUAGAACAUAAGGGCGUUCAAGAUUGUGUACAUCACUACUACCUCACUAAGAAAACGGAGAAUUAUAAACAGCUUCUACGAAAGUCGCGUCAACGAACGCGAAGUUCUCGGAAUAAUCCGAAUAAUAAAGUAAAUAAUACCAGUUCGAGCAUCGGAUCUAUAGAUAUUUUAACGACAGGGGUAACGACGAGAUUGCAGCGGGAGCAGCAAAAGACUCAGGAGAAUCCCAUAGAUAUUUUAACGGUAGGGAUAACGACGAGGUUACAGCGGGAGCAACAACAGAAGACUCAGGAGAAUCCUCAUAAUAGUUCGGUAACAGCUACGUCUACAUCGACAACGAGUACCACGGUUACAUCGAGCGUGUCGUCGACUACUGUUACGACUACGUCGGUUACGACGACGACGACUCCCCAGAGCUCGACAGCAUCGGGCGUUAGCGUAACGGCAGAUUCCACAACGUCAUCAACGACAACGACAACGACGUCAGUCUUGAACACGACAGCGUCGAGUGUCUCGGCGACGUCGACGACGUCCAACGCGAAGGAUUCCAGGGAGACGAGCAAGGAGAACAAGGAGAACAAGGUCGACUCGAAGGAGUCUCAUAAGGAUUCAAAGGAAGAAACGCAAGAGACGUCGGGGAAGGAUGUUAAAGUAAUAAUCGAAGGAAAAGGCGCGCUGUCUUCAUCCACGUCGUCGUUGAACAUCAACGCAACGAAUACUUCGAUUCAGUCGGACUUUAAGGAGUCGAACAAGAAGAAACCAGGUUGCAGGGACACAAGCGGUAAUAGUGCUAAUGUGGCAACCAGUAGUAGAGUGAAGGAUAAGAAGAAGGAGAAUCAUGUUCCCAUGGAAACUAGUGACGAGGAGGCACCGUCGAUCGACGUCGUCGAGAGCGGCAGACAGAUAGGACCUCACGCCUGCACGGUGUGUCAAAGCGUCGUCGAGGGUAGCGCCCACAGUCGCGCUUUACCGCGCAGCCAGGCCUCGCAAUACGGUCUGCGGGAGGAUCAGGUGCCAGCUGGCGCGCGCGUCUGCAACACCUGCAGGUGCAAGGCCGUACGAGGACGUUACACCACCUGCCCGUUACCCGGAUGUCCGAAUUUAAACAGCUCCAAGUCCAGGAUAAAACGGCUGAGAGCGUUGCCCUCCAAAUGGCUCGAUUUACCGCUGGAGAUCCGCGAGCCGAUCGCUCAAGAAUUCCAAAUACCAAAUAAUGCGACGAAAUGCUGCUCGGCUUGCUUCAGUCGUAUAUCGCGCCGAUUGGCGCCACAUCUUACCGGUGGUACCGAAGCCUCCGAAGAUGGUACCGAUGCGCGCCAGUGGACGGACGAGGAACUGGAUCUGCUCCGCAAAGCGCUUCGAGAAUAUGGUACCAAUUGGCCGAAGAUCGCUGAACAAAUACCCGGCAAAACGAGUCAGCAGUGCAAGAGCUACUAUUUCGCUUACCGAAAGAAAUUUAGUUUCGAUCAAGUUGUCAGCGAGCAUUACACGUUGUUAGGCGAGGAACGGAGGCCACCGUACGUGACCGACGAGGAGGAGAGCGGAAGUAGCACUAGUAGUUGCGACGAACUAGCCGUUCACGAUUCGAGUGACACAGCCAGUGCAGGAAGUCCAGCGACCACCAUGACGGGUAGUAACGCGUCAGUGAUACCGAGCGGUGGCUCUGCAACGACAUCAUCGUUGUCUUUUCAGCGUCCUGGCGAGCUUGGAUCGUUGGAAAAACUGGGCGACAAACUGGCGGACGUAGCUGUGGUAUCACUUGUUCCGCCUGCCGGAUCGUCUCAUCAGUCUUCCAGCAGCGGAGGCGCUGCCGCUACAUCCGGUGGUGCUAGAGAGGAUUAUGACAGUUCUGCCACGGAGACAGCGGACGAAGGUCAGGGAGGUGCUGACUUAGAUAAUGGCAGUGUUGUGGUGACUAUGACAACCGCCAGCGGCAAUGCAGCGUCGUUGCAACAGCAGAGCCAACAACAGAGUCAAUAUCAACAACAGCCAUCAUCUGUCACAGCACAUUCGCCUCCUUCAACAACGAGUAAUUCAAAUCCGAUUACCGUAAAGGAUCUCAUGCUAAGCGUCAUCGAGACGUCAUUAAAACGCACUCCCAAUAGUCCGGCCGAUGGCGGCUCGUCCGCGCCUAAUAGUUCCGGCGGUACACCGACGAUAUCCAGUAUUUUGAAAACAGAUCAUCGCAAUGACAUAACGUACGUUCGCGGUUAUAAACCAUCCUCGAGUAUGACAAACACAGCGUUGUCCAACAGAGAUUCAAAUCUGGCAACACUUUCUGUUGUUUCGGGACCUCAUCAUGGCCAUCGAUCUGCUCCUAGUCCACAGCAAAUCGGUCAGAUGCAAGCUACUAUUACUCCCUGCAUACCCGGUGUGCCCACCAGUAGUCAAUCGGAUAUGCUACCUAAGGAAGGCUUGGUUGUCAUGCAAGUGCAGCAAGCGCUUCGAGAAACGGAAGGCACGCUUGACUUGAGUAUCAAAAAACCCCGAUUGCAACAGGAUUACAAUCAUUCGCUUCAAAUUCACAAGCCGACGAUCGCUCUCUAUCGACCAGAACCGCCGCCUGGAGCGUACUAUCAUCCUCACACCACGCCUCAUCUUGAGCAGGGACGCAACGCGAAGAGUCCGCUGGUCUACGCUCCGACGCCAGGCCGACCGCAGGCGUCCAUCACACCGAAGAUGAACAAAGUGCCAUCCGUGCCGCAAUCUCAUCCCAAGCUGUCGCCGAAACUCGGCAGCAUGGGCACGCCGGGGCACAAGGGUGGCUCCAUUACGCAUGGCACGCCUGUGUCCACGGCGCGUUACGAGGGUCUGCUGCGGCAAAUGACGCCGCCUGGCAAUCCGCCGGUAAGCGCCGCAAACGUCAGCGAACGCAGCGGCUCCAUCAACGCCAGCUCUACCGGUCCGGGUCCGCCGAAAGAGAGCGGCGGGGGCUCGAUUACUCAGGGUACACCCGUACUUCCGUUUGCAGUGGAUAAACGCGGCACAUCCGUUUACGACUAUCAUCGAGGUACCAUUCGACACUCGCCCGUCACGGGUACCGGCAACGUACUGCCACCACCUCCAGGACAGGGUCACGCGAGUCAAGCGACAUCAUCGGCGGUGGUGGUGAGCCACAGUGGUAAUCAGUAUAACUCUUAUUCCACUGCCGGCCGGCUACCGCCCAACUACACGACGGAACAGCAAAUGUCCAGACAGAUCAUCAUAAAUGAUUAUUAUACCAGUCAACAAAUGAAUCAACUCACUCGUGGUGGUAGUAGCACUGGCGCGUCCGUCACCAGCGAGAUGAUAGGUAAGAACGAGCCUCCACCACCACCACCACCAUCGUCGACUCUCUAUUACGCCAGCACACCGCCUCCACCUCCUCAGACGCAUACGCAGCCGCGACAGGGUGUUAUUCAAAGGCACAAUCCGCAGAAGCAGAUGCAUUAUCCGCCACAGCAGCAACAUGAUGCACUAAACAACUUGGUUGAGGUGGCGAUUAAGCAGCCUACUCUGCCAGUGCCGCAUCCACACAGUCAUCCGGCUGCGUCGGGCGGUGGUGGUCACGAGGGUCUUGGUAAAACUAUGGCAGAUCGUCUAUUGGCUGAUCGCUAUGAUAAUAAUCGCGCGUUUCAUGAACAAGAGAUACGGCUACAGGAACAUCGUAUGGCCGCCGAGCAUAGACUCGCGCAGCAUCAACGCGAGCGGGAGAGGGAACGCGAUAUCGUUCAUUUGCGAGAGAAGGAGGAGCAUCGUCUGCAUCGCGAGAAGGAAUUGCAGCAGUUUGAACAUCGUCUUGCGGUGCAGCAGCAUCAUCAGCACCGUGAGAAGGAGUUUCAGCAGCAGGAACACCGUCUCGCGCAGCACCGAGAAAAGGAUAUGCACGAACAUACUCGUCUUCAGAUUCGAGAAAAGGAUAUCCAGCACGAGCACCGACUCAUACAUCAACGAGAGAAGGAGAUCCAGCAACAAAUGGCGGCGGCGCAACGCGAGAAGGAGCACGAGCAGCACCGAUUGGCCGUGCAUCAGCGCGAGAAAGAGCUACAGCAUCAAGAACAGAGACUUGCCAUGCAGCAACAACGUGAAAAAGAGAUCCAGCAGCAUGUCGAGCGUCGUCUGGCCGCGCAACAAGCGCGGGAACGUGAGCGAGAGAUGGUGCAAAUACAGCAAGCUCAACACAUUCAGCAACACAUUCAGCAGCAACGUUUAGAACUCGAAAGAAGACACAUAGCCGCACAGAUAUUCAGAGACCAGCAGCUGGAGCGAGAUUCGUCGAGACUGUUGAGCAGCGGAUUCUCGCAGUCCUCUCGAAUUCAGUCUCAACAAUCUCAGCAGCAGCAGCAGCAGCAGCAACAAUCAUUGCGUCAGAGUCAGUCCUCCAGUCAACAGAACGAUUCGUCGUCGACCCUUACAGCCGCCAGUCUAAUAGACGCUAUCAUAACGCAUCAAAUCAAUCAGGGCGUUGAUAGUGCUAGUGGAAGUUCUUCGAGCAAUCAGCCGACGCGUGCUGGCGAUCGUCUUUUCCAGGGUUUGCAUCGCGAUCCUCCGCAAGAACCUAACGGCAUAGCCCAUAGUCCCGCCAGUGAAGGGAGCGGGGGUGGAGCAAGCGGCAACGGAAGUGGCUGCAGUAAAGCGAUGACUCUCGGCGAGCAUGUCGAGCACAUUAUAUCUAAAGAUUACGGCCCACCUCACUCGUCAUAUAGACCUUACCCAUAUCCAAUCUCCGAUGAUCAAUGGAAAAGACGGAAACACAACGAGCCAGACUCGGUGAAGACCGGGGACGAGCGUCAGAUAAUACGCGUCGCGCAGCAGCAGCAACAGCAGCAGACGCAACAGCAGCAUCAGUCAUCGGGAAAGCAACAAUACCAUUCGGUCGAGCCAGUCUCCCCACCGGAGACGACCGCGAAUCACUACGGACGUCGCUUUUACGAACCGAGCACUGCCACAUCCACUUCCGGAACUCCCUCCAACAAGUCGCAUCUAUCGCCGUUUGAUUACGUGAAGAACAAGAUUGUCGAGGUGAUGCGCACCGAGGACGACAAGGCUGGCGGCGGUGGCGGCGGCGGCGGCGACACCGCGGGCUCUGACAGAAACGGAGGCGGCAACACCUCGGUUGUCGCGACCGAGAAAGACGAGAAGGGUUCGGGGAACGUUGAUAGAAGUCCAGGUGGCGGCGGCAGCGGAGCUGGAAGUGGCGGCGGUGGCGAGUUGGUGAUCGACGAGGCGGGUGGUCCACCUACCCGCGAACAGCCGCCACCAGCCCCUGCAGCCACCACCUUUUAUCCGUUCAGCGCUUUAGGAGUUCACACCGGUCCACCGCCGGCCCCGCCACCCGCCUCCGCUACAUCCGUCUCCGUGAGCAAGUCGGAACAGAUGCAGGCCGAGCCAGCGCCCCUGAUGUCGGCGCAAUACGAGCCGCUCUCGGACGAGGAUUGAUAAUUUUCUCUGUCUAACCGCUCAGCGCUCUAUAUCUAGACUUUACGUUAGCAGCGGCACGCGCUAGCACGUUGAUUAUUACGGAUUUACUAACGCAGAGAUGCAAAUAACAUACACGUUUCCUAGGAUAAUCAUAUAGGUCAUAGGUGAUCGUCGGUUGAACGAUGAUUGAUUAUAUUGGACGAUUUAACGACGCUUUUCAAGGCUUUAAUUCACGAAAGCCGCACUGCGUUCUCUUAUAUCGAUCGCCAAAUCCUAAUCUAAAUUAAGAGACUUCUUUUUUAUAUAUACGCAUAUAUAUAAAAUAUGUAUUCAUAUGUGUAU